Messenger RNA from Nomascus leucogenys (northern white-cheeked gibbon), 3825 nucleotides. RefSeq names its product LHFPL tetraspan subfamily member 2 (gene LHFPL2). The transcript is spliced from 5 exons. The record is from RefSeq and is a predicted model, not a curated record. Bases 1085 to 1771 code for a protein of 228 amino acids. Lineage: Eukaryota; Metazoa; Chordata; Mammalia; Primates; Hylobatidae. Gene Ontology annotation, cellular component: membrane.
UUGUGCUGGGAAGUACCUGAGGGUUUGGGGUCUUGGGCACUGAGCUAAGGGAGUCUGUAUUUCAUCUCAAAAGCUGUGUGAAGGCUGGAGCAUUUGUAGCAGGUGAAUGCUGCGAUCAUAUUGCACUUCAGAAAGAGCUCCAUGGCCAUAAGGUGGGCUAGGUAACAAGCAGGGCAGGGAACAAGGUGAGCUGGGAGGCUAGUACCAGAGUGCAGAAAUCCUGGCAGGACUGGGUGGUGGAGAGAGGAGAGGCCUGCAGAUAUUGACCCCACUUCCUGUUCAUCUCCUGGGGUGGUCCCCUAGGAGAGGGAGUGCACUUUGACUGUUAUGGGUCAUGGCACCUUUCAUUGAGGUAAGCAGUUGUGGGAACCUCAGUUUGGAGAGAGAUGGCAAGGAGUAAUGAGUUCAGUUGAAUCCAAAACUGAACUACAGGCCUUCCAAGAAGAGAUGUCCAGCAAAAAGUUGGAUUUAGAGGCAGGAGGUGAGGUCUGGAGCUAGAGAUGAUAGAGGGAGUUCUUUUUACGGUAGUAGCAAGUGUUUGUAGGGAGGCCUCCCUCUCUUGCUUGGCGUGUCGAGGUUUACUAACUGAUGCUAGGUGCAAGAGUAAUUUGUGUCCUUGUAAGUGAAAUUUUCUCUUUCAUCCCUUUACCAGGCCUGACUGGCUCGAUUGUCCGUCAAGCCCUUGACUUUAGCCUCAAAUGACCAGGCUUGUACUGGUGUUAUUUUGCAGACUUGGUGAGUUGGGAAGCAGACUCUUGAGUUGACAGCUGGCCUAUGGUUUCUGCAUUUUGUUAAGAAGCACCUCAUGCAAGUGAGGGACCUGGGACUGCUCACAGCCAGGUGGCAUUUUUCUGAGGUUAUUCAUUAAGACUUCCCAGCAUUCCUACAGAUAUAAAUAGGUGAGGCCGCAGGCGGUGCUCUGGGUCCGGGAGCGCUGUCCCCAGCAUGAACGCGGCCGGCGGCGGGAGCGAAUGACUGCAGCUGCGACUUCCUUCCCGGGCCGCCCGAGCCUCCUUCCCCACCGACUUUCUUGUUUUGAUUAACUCCGUGGACUCCUGACUCUUUCUUCGCCUGGAACAUCAAUAUGUGUCAUGUCAUUGUCACCUGUCGCUCGAUGCUCUGGACCUUGCUGAGUAUUGUGGUGGCUUUUGCCGAGCUCAUUGCCUUCAUGAGCGCAGACUGGCUGAUCGGGAAAGCGAGGAGCCGCGGCGGCGUGGAGCCGGCGAGCCCGGGCGGGGGCUCCCCAGAACCCUACCACCCCACCCUGGGCAUCUACGCCCGCUGCAUCCGGAACCCAGGGGUGCAGCACUUCCAGCGGGACACGCUGUGUGGGCCCUACGCCGAGAGCUUCGGCGAGAUCGCCAGCGGCUUCUGGCAGGCCACAGCUAUUUUCCUGGCUGUGGGAAUCUUUAUUCUCUGCAUGGUGGCCUUGGUGUCCGUCUUCACCAUGUGUGUACAGAGCAUCAUGAAGAAAAGCAUCUUCAACGUCUGUGGGCUGUUGCAAGGAAUUGCAGGUCUAUUUCUUAUCCUCGGUUUGAUACUCUACCCUGCUGGCUGGGGUUGCCAGAAGGCCGUAGACUACUGUGGACAUUAUGCAUCUGCCUACAAACCUGGAGACUGCUCCUUGGGCUGGGCCUUUUAUACCGCCAUCGGGGGCACAGUCCUCACUUUCAUCUGUGCUGUCUUCUCCGCACAAGCAGAAAUUGCAACCUCUAGUGACAAAGUACAGGAAGAAAUUGAAGAGGGGAAAAACCUGAUAUGCCUCCUUUAGUUUGGAAGAGACAACGCCAUUUUCUCCCUUGAGUAAUCUUGUGAAACAGUCCACAGUUUCAUCAUUUGAGUCAAGUGGAGAACUAACCUUUACCUACCAAAGCCACGUUCCACGGCCCGAGGCUUAAACAGGACCAAUGAGAGGCCACAUCCAGCUACGCAAAGUUACUGGACAUGCGGUCUGCAGUGCACAUGAUAAGGAAUGGAACAUGAAAAUAGUAUAUAAUCCCUGACCUGGAAUUGCCAAUUUCUGUCAGACUCCAUCUCCCCCAGGUUCAAUGAAGGAUAAUCUAAAUCAUUAGGGCAGCAGUUUCUCUGGUAACGGAAGAGACCGUCUGCCAGAUUUGCAGGCUGUUUGUGCUCCAACACUGCUCGUUUGUGAGCAUCUCUGCCUCAGAAUGGGGUUUUGGGUUGGAGUUUUUGUUUUCCUCUGUUCUUUCAAGGUGUCCCCAACGAACAGAAAACUAUAAACUUACUGGGGACAGGAUGUGUGCUAAAGGGCACAGCAAGACACUGUCUUUUGCUUAGCUGACCAAAGGGGUCAGCAGGGAUGGUGUGGAGUCAUGCUGUGGAACUUAUUCUAGGCUGAAUCCUAGGGUAAGGUGGAUCAACUGAACUGUCACUCCAGAGAUUUCAGAAAUUUGAGUAAAGAAACAAUAAGGACCUAUACAAUCAUAUGAGAACAAAAUAUGAAAUCUUGCUAGUGAAGACGUAUUUUUUCCUCUUCCCAGCAGCCAGGCUAGCACCAGUUCUGGCCCAGUCUCUUUUCUUCUAAGGUUAGGAUUGUGCUUUGACUGCCAAAGGAAACCUCACUCUGUUUCCUCCUUCCAGGGUCUGAGGUCUCCAAGCUUAGCUGUGGCUCAUUCAGAUGUUCACUGGGAGGACCUGCCAGAAUCUCGGCACUUGAGGGGAGACCUUUCCUCCCUGUUUGGUGACCAUGCUGUAGUCAGCUCUAUUUCCAAUCCCGACAGUAGCAGAAUGGCAUUCUACAACAAAAAGAAGCUAGUUAUGGGAGUUAAGUUUUUGUAGUUACUGUUGUUGAUCCUGAAAGCAGACUGAGAUAACAUUAAAUUGCUGCAACUGAAGAACUGCAGCCAAGACCUUAAUUCCAGGAAAGCACAGAGGACAAAGUUAAUUCAAAAAGAAAGAGGAGCUAGAUCAAGGUCACAGCACUGCCUACAUCUGUUUACAAAAAGAAUCAAAUACCACUAUGAAUAAGGAUUCAGGGGCUUUUAAUCUACUUUCCAUAAAUUACCAAUAUCACUGAUUCAGGAAGAUAGUAUCUCAGAAUGACCACAGCAGCACAGAAACAAGCUACUCUGACAUGGGAGCUUCAAAAUUGUAUCAUGAUACAGAAACACUCCUUAGCACUUUAAGAAAGUGAGAUGGAACUGCCAGAUUUCUGGAAGGAGAAAAAGUGUAGGUAUUUGGGUUCAUUAAUCUGCUCACUUGACUGUUUUGAAAAAGUACCUUCUGUGGACAAGGUAUUGUGUGUUGUGCUACCAGCUAUACAACCCUGAUUUCAGAUUUUGCAACCUUGCCCCGAGUGAGUCAUGUUAAAGCUGUCUGAGUCUAAAGCACCAUAUCUUGGUGCAGAACAGAUAAUUAUACAGAGAUGGAAUGGGACAACCAAAGUUUUACUACAUUCUGAUGUUUGGCCUAUAUAAGAAACCAUCUUCUCUCACAGAUUAAGGGCUAAGGGCAAAAGGGGUGGGAGAUGUGGAACUAGGUCUUAAUGAGUUUCCCAUUCUUGAACCAAAAUUCGAAGUCAGUGAGAUGUAAAUCCUGUGAUUUUGGUGAAGAAAAAAACGGGUAUCUUCAUAGCAGCCUAGGAAACCUUAACCAUAUCUCUACCACCACAGAGAAAGAGGCUGGAGGAGCCACUGGACAAAGCUCCUGUCUCUCUGUGUACAUUUAUAAUGUUCUAACCAAGUCUCUCUCAAACCUUGGCAAUAAUUUUCAUUAAAAGCAAUCCCAUUCAUCAGACAAAUCUUGAAGAAAAACACAAAAUUUUUCCAUAAACUUAUCAGAAGACUUUUUUUUUUUCUUUUUUUU